Molecule: messenger RNA, 2634 nt
Organism: Cyprinus carpio (common carp)
Lineage: Eukaryota; Metazoa; Chordata; Actinopteri; Cypriniformes; Cyprinidae
Product: transmembrane protein 200A-like
Source: RefSeq, a predicted model, not a curated record
UGCCCUUUACAAACGAUGCGCGUCUCGGUCUCGAGCUCUCCGCCUCUGAGGAGAUACUUCACAAGGAACACCGCUAUUUGUUAUUUAUUAAAUUAUACAAUCAAAUAUGAGCGACUUUUUUGUCGACGCGAACUCGUCUGUUUGAUAGGAUUAUUCAAACAUCUGAGUGAAAUCAUGGAAAUAACGCUCUUUGUACAGUUUAUUAUGGAUUUAUAGACUAGAAGGGGGGCUGAAAGAAAACAAAGGAAAGAAGACGAAGAAAAAAAGACAGACAAACUUGUUCCGUUUAGAGAUAUUCUCAUCCAGAACAUAUUUUCUUUCUUAAGAAUCGUGAAGUUUAUCUCGAGCGCGCGCGCUGGGCUGAGAUGGAGGGCAUGAGCGCGCUCAAAUGGAAGUUUUCUCUCCAGACAACCAAACAAAGAGCAUCUCAUCGACUGGAUUAUGAAACUAAAGAAAAACAUCUUUCAAAGCAAAGUAUCAGCGAAAGUGUCCUCCGCGGUGAAGCGGAAAUAUGAUGCUGCGCGCGAGAUCUUCUUGUGCGUAAUGGACACAUAACAUCAGGAGCUGGAUCUCAGCGGACAGUUAUUCUUACCUACUUGCAUAGUAGUGGUUCUCUUCAUCUGUAUGAUGCUGUAAAGGAGAUGUUCAGCAGGUUUCUUAAAGGCUUGUAUUGCCGUAGAAAUGAUUGCAACAGGUGGGGUGAUCACAGGGCUUGCAGCAUUGAAAAGACAAGACUCCGCCCGCUCUCAGUAUCAUCUGCCAAUCCAGAGCUCCACCUCUGCACCUGAGAAGAAAUGCACUAAGCGUAAACCUAGAGCUGAUGUGGUGGUGGUCAGAGGGAAGAUCAGAUUGUAUUCGGCCUCAGGAUUCUUCCUGGUUUUGGGAGUGCUGAUCCUCAUGGCAGGCAUCGCAAUGGCUGUUCUAGGAUACUGGCCUCAUAAGGACCACCAGAAGGCACCAGAAAGCAAGCUGUCUGUAAACAAUACGCAAGUUGGCCGAGAGCAGGUGGGCUCUAUUGCGCAAUUCUUGGAGCAGCACCUGCAUUCAGAGAAGAUGAAAAUGUUGGGUCCUUUCACAAUGGGAAUUGGGAUUUUUAUCUUCAUCUGUGCUAAUGCCAUCUUGCAUGAGAACAGGGAUCGUGAGACAAAGAUUAUCCACAUGAGGGACAUGUACUCGACAGUCAUAGACGUUCACAGCUUGCGGAUUAAGGAGCAGAAGUGUACGAACGGUGCUUACACGGGUCCCUAUGCGGACACAAAGAUCCGUUCCUUUGGUCUGGACAGUCAGUUUGCCUCACGGCUUGCAGCAAACACACUAAUGUCCUUCUCUGGUCUUGAUGGGGAUGUCCGAUUCUCCCACAGGACCAGCUCGGCCGAGGAUGACGAGGGUCUAAUGAGUGAGGCCAGAGGUGGAUUAGGCUGGUUGUCGCCUACCUACAAGGAGCGUUCUGAAUGUAUCUUUGCGUUCCAAGAUGAGGGUAAUCGUCGGUGGGAGGACAAGCGUGGCACGCUCAAGAAAUGGCAAACGCGCUCUAUCGUUUCCUCUUCCAUCAGCGCCUUCACGCUGCCUGUCAUCAAACUCAACAACUGCGUUAUCGACGAGCCUGACAUUGAUAGCAUCACGGAGGAAUUAGAGCAGAACAGGGUGCACUCCAGACCUCUGUCAAUGGAAUCAUUAACAGUCCCUGUUCCCGACAUUGCCAAAGCUUUCAAGCCUCCGGGUGCCCACCUGCUCCGGAGCAACUCAGCCACUGAAUCCCCAAGCUCCACAUCAUCCCAUUCCUCACUGUCUCCUGGAUCCACCAGUGGUAGAUUCCUGUCACCUGGAGCUGCACGUAAAGACUUUGGCUCCAAUAACUCCCUCCACGUGUUAUCAGCCCAUUCCAAAUCUCUCGAUUUAGAGAGAGGGCCCACAAUGCUGACUGUCCACCCUGAACAGAGGAAACACCCGAGCUGGCCCAGAUUGGACCGCAGUAAUAGUAAAGGAUACACUAAACUGGAGGACAAAGAGGACCCUAUGGACAGGCUAAUAGUGCCCCCAGUGGCUGUGAAGAAGGACUACACUAAAAAAGAGAAACUUCUUAUGAUCUCCAGGUCUCACAAUAAUUUGAGUUUUGAGCAUGAUGAGUUUAUGAGCAACAGUCUGAAGAGAGGCACCUCAGAGACUAGAUUUUAAAACUGAGCUAGUGCCAAAUGUCAAUCCAGUGGCUUUUGGCGUUUGGCGAUCCACCUGCAAUACAGAAGACAGUUCUUGCUGUUUUUUAAAAUUAAGUGAAAGCUCAGUAAUGCUGCUUUUUGUGCUGCAGAAUGAUAUUUCACCGUGAAUUUGAAAUACAAAAGCUGUAAUGGUAAAUAAAAGUAUGGGUACAGCAAACAAUUCAGUAGCUGACAGGUUAGUCAAAUUUGUACAAAUGUGUUUGUAGUGUUUUUGUUAACAUUCAGACAGGAUCUAUUAUCUGUUUGAGUACAGUAUGUGUGUUGUACCAGCACUGCUAGUUAUUUUACUUUAAAUAAUUUAUUGUUUAAAACACACACACACACACACACUGAUAUUUUUGAAGAGAACUUGUCUAUGUGUAAUUUAUCUGUUUCUCAGAAUAAACACAACCUUUCCAGAUAAUGUUGUCCUAUUUGU